This is a messenger RNA of Pelobates cultripes (western spadefoot toad), 7098 nucleotides long. NCBI's taxonomy places the organism in Eukaryota, Metazoa, Chordata, Amphibia, Anura, Pelobatidae. The record is from the annotation of a GenBank genome assembly.
UAUUUAUAGAGAUGUGACGACAGUUGCCGCCAGAGAUCGAUUUCCAGUGCUGGACGCUUUUUUUUUUUUUUUUUUUUAAGGAACCUAGCAAAACACCGUGUUCCACAGUUUAGAACGAACGUUUUGCCACAUUGUAUCUUCUCAUCUGACGUCAUCAGUGGCAGUAUUACAUUGUGCUUCCCCUUCCUCUCCCUUAUAUCCCAGGACCGAAUGGUGUUUUGGUGAACUUCCUUGCUCUUUCAUGAUGAAAUUCUAAGGUAAAAAAUAAAAAAAAUCAAUCAUAAAAUAAUGGUAAUCUAGUAUCUCCAAACAAUUCUAGAUGUUAUGCAAUUAUACCUUAUAUAAAAAACUGAAGCACUUCCCAAAUGGUGCAGUGGUAGAUAACUGGGGGGGAAAACCACUGGUACUGAAAAGAAUAUCAAAAGACCCUGAACAUCUAGAGAAAUAUUCAGGGUUAUUCAUAAAAGUGAGAAGUGUCUUCAAUUCAAUGUAAUCUUGAAAUUUAUGGCCAAAAUGGAAAAAAAUUCACCAAGUCUGUUAUAUUCCAGUUUGGCUACUUUGACCUUAAAUGUGAAAUUCACUUUGAUUUCCCCCAAAAUUGUAUCUUUAGUCAACAGUCCUUAUUGUCUGUGGCAGCUUUAGUUGCCCAACGGUAGCUGUCACGAGAGAGAGUGUGUGUGUGUGUGUGUGUGUGUUUGUGUGUUUUUUUUUGUUUGUUUUUUUUAAAAUAUUUUACCAGGAUGGAUACAUUGAGAUUUCUCUCAUUUUCAAGUAUGUCCUGGGUCAACAAACCAUUGCAUUGAUACAAUAGUACAAAAAUACAAUAUACAAAUUAUACAGACACACAGAGAUAUAUAAAUUUAAUACACAACAGGAAAUAAAUAUAUUUAACCAUAACAGGUGCAUUCUUUAUUGAGGUAUAUUGCCAUAGAUCUCUUAAAAGAUGUUAGAUUAAAUGAAGAUUUGACUGUUUCCCUGAGGUUAUUCCAUAAUUGCAGUGCUCUGUAGUAAAAUGAGGAUCGAGCCACUUUAUUUUUUUUUAUUGCGGUAUGCUAAAUAUCAUGCUAGUACUGGAUCGGAGGUUACUAUAAUAACUAUAAAAUAGGUCUAUAAAAUAUACAACCAAUUGGUAAUAAAAAAUGUUUUAGCAGCACGGUAACAUUAAAACUAGAUAAAAUAUAUUUUUUUAAUUUUUGGAUUUGUAUGGCCACACUUCGAACUUUUGAAGCGGCACUUCGAAUUACCGAAUACCCUUUCCUGUGCUUCCAGGGAUCAAUGGUAAAUAACUCGGUUCAUUUCUUUUAAGAGCCUGAGCUUCUCCAAUAGAAUCUCACAACCUUCAACCAAUCACUGGAUGGAGUGAUAAAUAACUCUCCUAAAACUCAUACACAAACACUAGACAAGUUUUAGUGGUAGUAGAAGAUAAAACAUUGAUGUUUUAUUAGGCACAAAAUUUAUACAACACAAAAAGGAGGGACAAAUAAGUAAAAUAGUUCAGGGACGUGAUGAUAGAGUGCAAUGACAAAGUAGAAAAGAUGGGUCAUCCCCUAAGCUAACUACCAUGCAAAAGACAAACAGUCUAGUAACCAUGGGACAGGACAACACCUACCAUAAUGUCAGUAGGCAGUCCCAAUAUUGCUUCCCAGUUUUUAUAGUUGUAGCCAGUUAACAUUACCUGCGGGUCCCUGGUAUGGCUCUGGAAAGUUUACUAGUGUGUCCAGAAAUACCUGCAGGGAUUGGUCGGGUUACAUUUGUUUACAGCAUUAGGAUUUUCUGGUCAGCGUACCAUGAGAUGGAAGCUUGGAUUUGAAACACUAAAACAUUCCUGGAAAUAACCCUACUAGUAUUGCCAGUCCAAAUAACACACCAAUUUCUAAUAUAUAAUCUUCUAAUUUGAUAACUCUUUGUGGUUCACCACAGUCUGUGUUCAUCAGACCUAACCCUUAGGGUGCAGAAUGAAUUAACCUCUAGAAUUACAAUGUCUAGUUUAUGCUCCACAGUAUUUUAUGUUUGCACACAAAUACUCCUGCUGAUGUUUUAAUGAUAAAAGGAACACUCCUACCCCUAUAAUAACUUGAAUGGACACUCUGAACCCCUAACUAAGCACUUAAAGGACCACUGUAGGCACCCAGACCACUUCAGCUCAAUUAAGUGGUCUGGGUGCCAGGUCUAUCUAGGGUUAACCCUGCCUGCUGUUAACAUAGCAGUUUCAGAGAAAAUGCUAUGUUUACAUUAGGGUUAAUCCAGCCUCUAGUGGCUGUCUCAUUGACAGCCGCUAGAUGCACUUCCGCGAUUCUCACUGUGGACGCCAGCUUCCAUAGAAUGCUUUCCUAUGGACUGACUCAAUGCGUGCGUGGCUCUUGCCGCGCAUGCGCAUUCAGCCGAUGACGUCGGAAGGAGGAGGAGAGUCCCCAGCGCCGAGGGAGCCCGGCGCUGGAGAAAGGUAAGAUUUUAACCCCUUCCUCCCACUUCAGCCCGGCAGGAGGGGGGCCAUGAGGGUGGGGGGGGGGACGACCUAUUAACACUAUAGUGCCAGGAAAUCAAGUUUGUUUUCCUGGCACUAUAGUGGUCCUUUAAGCUUUCUGAAAUGGUUUGAGUGUGAAGAUUUAUUCUUUUACUCAAAAAGUGCAGCUCUCAUGGUGGAAAUAACUGGUGCCUGGUAAAUUGUCAAUGUGUUGACUACUUACAUUGAGGGUGCUGAAUUGGUCAUUGUACUUUGAGGUUUCAUAUUAUAUGGAGAAUUGUGUUCUUAAACAGAUAGUAAAAUAUGUUUAUGUUAAAGUGCUAUAUUGUAUGUGCCUCUGUUUCCUUGGUUUAUAUAAAUAUUUAUGCUUCAAUCCGAUUAAUUCUGUCUGGGAUAGAAAAAAAAACAUGGUUUGUAUUCCUAGAAAGAGUGUAUUGCCAGAAUGUUUAUAUUUUGUUCUUUUCUAAAGAAAUUAAAACCACUGCAUGAAAUGUUUUUUUUUGCUUCUUUUUAAGCUUUAUACAUUUCCAAUGAAAUCUUUUAGAGGCAAAAGAGUUGCAUGUGGUGAAAAGCAACUAUACAGGGACAGGCUAAAUAAGUUAACACAUAUCUCAGUAAUGGCUGUCUUUUAUCAUGUAAGAAACUUGACCGUUCACAGAUAUUAUUCUGUUGAUACAGGUAACCUUGCUGUGAUUUGCCUUGUGUUUUUGUGCCCACAUUAUGGAACCUGCUAUUUCCUCAUUGGGUCUGCUCUCUGGCUAUAACUCCUCUGGGUCAGAUGAGGACAAUUCCACAGACAAACCAUCUAGGUAAGAACUUUGAAGACCUUCAUAAUGUAACAUGUCCAAGCAUUAUUCUCUCCUCAUACCCUCCUUUAUUUUUUUUCUUUCUUCUCUUAGCCAUUCUUCAACUGCAGUGAAUUUCUUUUCCAGCAAUGCUUCUAGUAGUGAUGAGGAGAGUGAAGUCCAAAAUAAAAAAGAAAUACCUCAAAAUUCUGUAACAGUGAAUUCACCAUUGCCCACUGUCCGUCUCCCAGCUCCUCUCCUGGGAAGGCAGGUCGUUGCGGGUCCUGGAGGAGUCUUCUCAAGCACAUUCCGUGAGGAACAGGAAGCCCAGUUGAACGUGUUGGAGCAACACGUAAAGUUGAGUGACAGUAACUGGAUGAAACGAGGAAGAGGAGUCUGUUUGGCUUACCAGAAAGAUGGGAGGUGCCGUUAUGGAACAAAGUGCAGAUACAGCCAUGACUCUGACUUGAUGCAGCCAGGCACACAACUGGUGAAUAAGGGGAGUGAGCACAAUCUUUUGAGAGAAGAUGGAGGAUGGAUGCAUAGAGAAGAAAAUGUGGAAGGCAAUGAGGGAAAGGAAUCCGAACUAGACAGAGAUGAAAAGCAAAGUCAGAGGGGGAAAAGGAAAAAGCCAGGACUCAGUAAUACACUGAUUCCUCCCAAAAAAUCUAUGCAAAACUACAAGGAACAGUUGGCUGCUGAGAGACCAUGGGACUUGUAAAAGCCUACAGUCUCAAGAUACAGAUCAUCUGGUUUGAUUUUUGUUGAAAGUGUAAGAAUGGAAACAGUUAAUUAUUUAGUAACUAUUCUCAUAUGCCCCCAAAUUCGAUCAGCAAAAUGAGAAAGGUUCACAUAGUUUUAUAAUGCUAAAUGGGAGAGUGCUCAGGCUGUUGUUAAGUCAUAUUUAUUGUAAUUGAUUUCUGCAUUAAUGGAUCAUUAGCUUAUAAGUAGAACUGCAUACUUCUGGGAAGUCAAUGUACUACACAACUGAUUUACUAAAGAGCAAUAUGUUUUGCUACCACUUCUCAUGUAUAUACCCUCCGAGUUUCUUUUAACACAGUUGAUUAACCGAAUACAAAACUGCAAUGUUAAUGAAAAUAUCUUUCUUUUUGACACCCAUGAGACCUUGUUCAUAAUUUCUAAUUGAUGGUUUUAAUCCAAUGGCAUGCAGGGUUAAUUAGUAAAGUAUGCCAGUGUGAUUAUGUAAAUAUCUGAAAAGGAGCAAUUUAGUAAAUCUGGUGGCCCUGGUGCAAGAAUCUUUUGGAGCCCCAUCUAGCACUAGCAUGGCCUAAGAUGGUAGAUCUUCAUCUGUCGUACAACUCCCAAUGCUUUUCCAGCUGGUGAUUUACCGUAUGCCGAACCUUGCAGAGCUUUAUUUGUGAACAGUGUUUAUUUUUUAAUGUAAGCAUGUUUUGUGUGUUUGAAUGUAGUUUGUACUGUUGGCAUUUGAAUGUAGAUUUAGUUUGUCUGUUCUCUUGCUAUUUUAAAGCAGUGGUGUACUUGUGUUUAGUAUUUGUAGGUAGAGUUGGCGUUUUCUGGGAUAUACGCACAUACAGACACACACACACACACACACACACACACAGAGAUAAUAGAUAACAUACUGACAAAGAUCACAAUUUACAUAUUUUUACCGACUCCCCUUCUUCCAUACUUUUUGGUGCAGGAGGGUGGUUUCCAGGGGCUCCAGUUAAAUCUGGUUGAGUCUGAUGGGCGUUUUGUCCAGGCUUUCCUUCUCUUAGCUGAACUCCCCUCUCUCCCUGUCACGUGCGGCUGUAUGCUAUACUGUAACUCCUAAAGUGAAUAUGUUGGGUGUUGUAAGUUAUGCAAGUCACCUGGGGUUGAUCACUGCCUUUUUCAUUAUUAUUUAUAAAGUGCCAACAAAUUCUGCCACGCUGUACAAUAGUGCACUGGUACACACAGCGGUAACGUGGUAUCUACUAUUCCCAAUUAAUACUUCCAUAUAUGCUUCUGCUUCGGACCCUCAUUUAUCCAUAGGGCACCCAUGUGAGGAACAGCACAAGACACCAAUGAAGUCUGGAGCCUAUUUCCUAGUUUCUCAACCUGUAGUGCACGUACCCUAGGGGGUAUGCGCACCACAGACCAGGGGGUUAUCCAAGAGCAGGCUGGCUGUCCAUCUUAGUAUCCCUCUGGAGGUGGCCGACUGGGGAUCUUCCAGCACUGGUCACUUGCUUGCCCUGUGGUGAUACCGGGUGGCAUCACUAAAUGGUGUGCGAGGCAGUAGUGCUGCAAGAGCACAAAAAUUACACAAGCCCCACACUUCUCCAUGGAAACGAACCCCACUGGAUCCCAGGGAAAGGAUCCACUCCAGCUCUCCAAGAGGUAAAGAAGCUGGGUGGACUUAUAGAAAACAAAUUGUGUGUGUGAGAGAAUGUAUGUGUCAAGAGUGCAUGUGUCUGUCCGUGAGUGUCAAGUCAGUAACCAUGUGUACCAGUGCCCUCUAUUUGCAAAUGUGUGUGUGUCAGCAUCCUCUGUGUGUAACUAUAUGUGUAGCAGUUUCCUUUGUGUGUGUCGUGGAGCUUCAAUAUUCGACCAGGGUAUCUCUGCCAAAAGCAUCAGUCGAAACUUGGUGAAAGGUGAAUAGGAAUGCCUUUAUUGGUCACAGUACUUACAUUUAUAUGCAGGAGACUAACUAAAACAAUACAGGCCCCGCCCAGGUGCCUUUGUGUCAGGGAGGUAACUAGAUUGAGAACCUCUAAUCUGAUUAAUCUCCAGACAUCAUGGGGACCUUAACAUAAUACCUCACAUAUUUGGUAUUUCCAGAUAGCUCAACCCAUCAGCUAUAUACAGUUCAAAAAGAACCGUGAUUCUCUGCAAUAAUGUAGGAUUGCCACCCAGUAAAAGGAUGGAACAUCCGCAGGUAAGUUCCCGAACUAAUGACUAGUUUCAUGUGGCCGGCCUGAGUUGGCAGGCUGCUCCAGAGGACCAAAUCUGCAUUAAUAGGUUACCAGGUGGUUGAAUUUCAGAGCGCUUGGUCUGGUGGUGUCUGCUAGGGGAAGGAAAGUGAUUAGAAGUUUUUUUCUGCUUAGUUAGGUUAGUCUCCUAACCGUGUGUAAAUGUGUGUGCCAGUUUCCUCUGUGGUCUGUCAGUGAAUGUGUGUACUAUAUCAGGGAGACUGUGCCUGUGUGUGUGUUUGUGACCAUUGUGUGUAUCUUAAUUUUGUGGCUUUUGUACUUCACAUUAAUAGUUCAUACACUCCUCUUUACAUACACAAUAUUCACAUCAUGUCAUAUUUAUUUUAAAAAUAAUAUAUUCUAUUUACUACCUUUUAAUCAGGCUUGUUCUCCAAUAUGGGAUUAACUUAAAUAUCCGGGUCUACGUGUUUCUUUUGGAAUUUAAACAAUAUAAAUUACUUUCUUGAGGUAGUGGUAAACACUGGUCUAUUUAAAACAAACAUUCUCAGGGACUUAAAUAAAAUCCAUUGAUUGUGCUAGGGAUUGACUGCCUUUAUUUUAGCACUUGGCAUCCAUUAAUAUUUAGAAAUGCUUUUGACAGUAUUCUUACAUAAAAGAUGAAGGUGCAUUGAUUUCAACAAUUUUAAUAAAUGCUAACCUUAAUAUUGUUAUGUCGUUUAAUUUAGCAACAUAUUCUGCAGUUCUGGUAAACAAAACAUAAAAGCAGUUGAUGAAGACAAAACUCAGGUAUACAGACUCAAUUCGUGGGCUCACUAUGUAAAGGAUGUGGGUAUAUUUGCACAAAAAAGUGCAGUGUGUCUAGGUGGGAAGAUAAGCAGUAAACAUUUUGAAUGAUAUUUGACUAUUUUAUUCAUUAUUAUUACGAAACUAAUGCAGCGAUAACGCUGAAGUUCAACCAAGAACAUGACCGCCC